AUGCAGCAAGGAUGGCCAUUGAUAGGUGAUUUAUAUGAUUCGUGUAUGAAUUAUACCAACACAAGUAGCAGAAUAGCCGAUAAUGCGUCGCUCAAAGUUUUAGUACCCGUGUUAGAGCAAAUUGCUGAGUUGACGGAUAAAGCUAAACUGUUUCAAUUGGCAGGAGUUUUGUCCAAAACAGGACCAAGCUUUGUGACAGCGAUUGGUGUUUUUCCGGAUGCUCGAGAUACGACCGUGUACGUAUUGUAUGCAUCGCAGACUGGACUGUCACUGCCAGAUCCAGAAUAUUAUUUGGACGAAAAGAAGUUUGACGCGAUCCAUGACGCGUUUCAUGCGUAUGUGAUGAAGUUGUUUAUGCUCGUUGGAUGGGAGUCGCGUGAAGCAGCAUUACAGGCUUCCGCAGUGAUUGGAUUUGAGCAAACGCUUGCACCGCUUUUCGUACCGAAAGAAAACCUGCGAGAUCCUGUAGCAUCGUACAACCGUAUGAGCGUGGCUCGUGCUGCAUCUCGCUAUCCAUUGCUUUUCUCGCGCUUUUUGGGUGGUACAGGGUUGCUGUACAAUCUCACUGCUCAGAACGCUGAUGUAAUUGUUGAUACGCCCGCAUUCUUCAACCGUGUUGAAAAGCUUGUGACUGGAUAUUCUGUGACUUUGGAGACCUUGAAAGCUGUGCUCAUGUACCAGUAUAUAAACUUUUAUGCAGACGUUCUUAGCGAGCCUUUCGUUCAGGCGAGCUAUUUCUUCUUUGCUUUCACUCUUAACGGUCAGAAAGUACGUGCCCCGCGAUGGAAGGUGUGCCUUCAGCGUGUCGUUAAAAAAUUUCCUGAUUUAGUGGGCAAGUAUUUUGCACUUCAGCGCUUCGAUAAUGCUAGUGCACAACUUGCCAGCGAACUUGUAAGACAAGUUCAAGUGUCGCUGCAGAAGAAUUUUGGGAAAGUGGAUUGGUUGGAUGAAUUCACUCGUCGGGAAGCUCUUGAGAAGUUAGCCAAGAUGACCAAUCUUAUCGGACAUUCAACUCGCUUCGAUCCCUUUCCAUACGAAUUACGCGGUGACGCACCCCUUGCAGAUAAUAUGCGGAUCAUUAGAGAGCAUGAGUUUAACCGAGCUGUGGCUCGAAUAGGUCAUCCAGUGGAUCGCAGCGAAUGGGCAAUGGCGGGUUCUGAAGUGAACGCGUAUUAUCAGCCGACAGCAAACCAGAUCGUAUUUCCUGCUGGCAUCCUACAGCCGCCAUUCUUCGCUACUGGACGCCACCCUGCACGCAAUUUUGGCGCUAUAGGUAGCAUUGUCGGCCACGAACUCACGCAUGGCUUUGAUGAUCGCGGGAGAUAUUUCGCUGGUGAUGGUAACUUGCAGAAUUGGUGGAGCAACGACACAGCAAAACUGUUUUCAGAGCGGACUGAUUGUCUUGUAAAGCAGUACGCUAGUUAUGCAGUGACUAGUGGUGCAGAUCAGCACAAGGUGCUGGGUUACGUUAACGGGAACUACACUUUGGGUGAGAAUAUCGCAGACAACGGCGGCGUCAAGUUGUCCUAUACCGCAUAUCAUACAUACAUUACCGAGCACGCCAAGAAGCUGAGCAAGGAGAGUGAAGCUGGAGCGACAGAGCUAACUACUCCAAUGAGUCAAGAAGAGCGCAGCUUACCUGCUGAUGUGGCCGACAAACUUUUCUUCAUCUCGUUUGCUCAGGCAUUCUGCACGAAAGGAAGCGACGCCUAUAUGAUACGAAGCUUAGCCACAGAUCAGCACUCGCCCGAGCGAUGGCGUAUUAACGGAGUUGCAAGCAAUUUGCGUGACUUUGCAAGUGUGUUCUCGUGCCCCGCUAACUCGCCUAUGAAUCCGAAGACGAAGUGUCAGCUGUGGUAA
Peronospora belbahrii is the source of this 1860-nucleotide messenger RNA. NCBI's taxonomy places the organism in Eukaryota, Oomycota, Peronosporomycetes, Peronosporales, Peronosporaceae. The record is from the annotation of a GenBank genome assembly.